This is a messenger RNA of Cladocopium goreaui, 1805 nucleotides long. Lineage: Eukaryota; Dinophyceae; Suessiales; Symbiodiniaceae. The record is from the annotation of a GenBank genome assembly.
CCCCAUGGCCCCAUGGCUCGAUGCUCCGGGGCUUUCCUCCGCGCUCUGCUAACCGCUGGUGUCGUAGCAGCUCAGCGCUGGUGCGGCAGCGCUGGUUGCCGGUGAAUGACGUUCCAUCCACGCCUUGCGCAAGUCCACGCAAGGGAUGGCUGGAGAUCCAACGACAGCGUGGUCACCUUGGCGACCCUGUGGAUGCCCAAGGCUGUUCGGCUUUGGUCCGGACUCUCCGCAAAGCCUUGAAGCCUGGUUACCUGACGCGUGGCAAGACCCCGACGACCUUUUGGUGGAAGGCAGCCUAUCGGGCCGGUCAACUUGCUAACUUCCUGAGACCCGAGGAGACUUGUGAGAUCUUGACGGCCCUUGCGGAUGCGAAACUACCCUGGAAACAGGACAGCAAAGCCACUCAAGGCCUUCAACUCUUCGCCGCGCAUGCCGCCGAAGAAAUCGGCUCCUUUAGCGCGCUGCAGAUGGGGCAGAUUCUGGAGGCCUUCGCUCGGUUACAGUACCAGCAUGAGGAGCUACUGCAUGCAGUGACACGCAGCGUGUCUCUGACCGUCUCCUCGGAUAGUGGGCGCUUCAGCAACGACGCCGCGGUGAAGCUGUUGUGCGCCUUUCAGACCCUGGCCGUGGCGGAUCCCCCGAUGCUGCGCUCGUUGUCCAGGCUCUUCAUGCGUCGCAUCGUGCGCGAGCCGCUGAGCCCGCAGCAGACUGCGCAGGUGGCGAUUGCCUUCAGUGGGCUGCAGGUGCGGGACGUGGGACUCUUUAAUGCAACGACCCUGGGUCUAUGCAGGCCUCAGGCGGUGGAGGCUCUGUCCUGGGCGGAACUGGCAGAGGUGGCGCUGGCCUAUGCCUCGCUGCGGCUCUACUCGCAGUCCCUCUUUGGCAAGAUUCGCCACCGCCUGGCUGGCAGCUCAUCUCUGAUCCCGUAUGAAGACUUUGAGCAACCACCCCCCGAGAGGGGGGACCAACUGCUGCGCCUGCCGACAGUGGAAGAUGUGUGGCAGAGCCUGGAAGCACAGGAGCCCUUGGCACCACCCAUGCCGUUGCCGCCCAAAGUGGUGGCGCAAUUCCUGGAAGCCCAGCUACACCUGGGCCAAGUUGCUCUUGACGAGGCAGACCCGUUGUUGCCGCACCUGGCGCACAGUGCGGGGCCCAGCGGACGACCCAGCGUGCAGCUCUCGCAGCUUCUCCUCAUCUUUUUGGCGAGGGGCCACCAUGCCCUGCCAUACCUCUGGCGCCGCGCCGUUGCCGGUGCCAUGCCGUGGCCGGAGCCCGAGAACGGCAACAGCAACGCGCGAAACCGGCCUGGGGAGGCGCUGGGGCCCAUGGUUGAGGCCUUUACGACCCAUUUGGAACUCUUGCGGCCUUUGGUAUCCGAUGAGAACUGUCCAAAUCCUCCACUGCUGCUGUCGCAUUUGCGCGUCAUCUGUGGUGGCGUGGUGCGAUGCUGGCAGCUGCUCAGCCAACGUGCGGUGGGUCUCACGUCGUCCCAGCUACAUCAGGUGGCUGUGAUGGUUCCCAAGCUCUUCCGAAGCCAAGGUGCUUUGGAAUUUCCACGGCAGCAGCUAUUCCUAGGGCCUGCCCACAGCGAUUUGCAAAAUGCCAUGGAAUACGCAGCAGUACAAGCCCUGCGGCGCAUUCAUGGUGAGAUGAUGCUGCGACAAGAUGAAUCUGAUGAUGCCAACGGAGUGUCUUCGCUGGCUGAGAUCAGAAGGUUGUUGGAAGGCCAUGGCGUUGAAGCAGCUUGGGUACUGGAGGACGUGCGAACUUUGAAGGAAGAUUCUAUCGCGAACUGAGACGCAAAA